Trypanosoma cruzi is the source of this 679-nucleotide messenger RNA. Its product is annotated as surface protease GP63, putative. The annotation marks the transcript as partial. Gene Ontology annotation, cellular component: cytoplasm; membrane. Lineage: Eukaryota; Euglenozoa; Kinetoplastea; Trypanosomatida; Trypanosomatidae. Gene Ontology annotation, biological process: cell adhesion; proteolysis. The transcript has a single exon. Gene Ontology annotation, molecular function: metalloendopeptidase activity. The record is from RefSeq and is a predicted model, not a curated record.
AUGGUUCAGUGGCUUCUCGCCUCACCGUGCCCUGCAGCGCUGCCAUUGCUGCUCAUGAUGUUGACUUUGAUGUGUUGUUCCAGCGGGUGCUUUGCUGCCAGCCUGACGUACCAUUGCAUCUUUGACAAAGCGAUGCGUGUCGACAGGACGAAGUCGAUGCCGGUGGUGAUGAAAAACGUGCCUUUGGGAACGGGAAUUGCGUCGCAGACAUACACCGUCAUCGGGAGGAAUGGAUGGGCACCCAUCCGCAUCAAUGUGUCGACAAGGGACCUGUAUAAUACCAGUAUGUAUUGCACCACAAAAUAUUCUUAUGUGAAAAAUUUAUUGACAGGCUAUUACGAGUGUGAGGGCAAUGCUCUUUCCUUUAAUAAGAGGAAAAUCCUCAUCGACAAUGUUGUUCCUGCAGCUGUCAAACUGCAUGCGGAUCGUCUGCUCGUCCAGCCACUGGAGGGUCCGUUGGUUGUGCCCCAAUUUGCCGCGGGCAGUGUUUGCAGUCGGUUCACUGUGCCUGACGAGCAUCGUUCCGCUGGUGUUGCCAAUUCUGACAUGGUGCUGUACGUGGCUGCGGCGCCGGGUGGUGUGUGGGCACUGCCGUGCGCCACGCUGGAGGAUGGCCGUCCAGUCGUUGGCGUCAUGAACAUUGCCCCGGCCGUUUCAUUUCACGGACGCCUCGCCACCC